AUGGGGACUUUCAAUCACUGUGUGAUUAUUAAGUUCAAGGAUGGUGUGGUAGUAGAAGAACUCAUCCAAGGGUUGGAGAAGAUGGUCUCUGGGAUUGAGCAUGUCAAGUCCUUUGAAUGGGGAAAGGACAUUGAAAGCCAAGAUAUGCUAAGGCAAGGUUUCACUCAUGCUUUCUUGAUGACAUUCAAUGGGAAAGAGGAGUUCAGUGCAUUUCAGACUCACCCAAAACAUGUUGAAUUCUCGGGAAUAUUUUCACCUGCUAUUGAGAAGAUUGUGGUGCUGGAUUUCCCAUCUAACAUUGUCAAAGCACCGGCAUGAUCCUCAACAUAUUCAAGCAAUUGAAGUUUCCAUCUUUAAAGUGUAUGCAUGUGUGUGCAUCCGCAAUUUGUAGUCUAUUAUGGGUUACUCCUAAAAGUUGUUAUGCAAUUUAAACUUUAUAAGCUCGUUUUUUCCCUCCUAAUUAAUGGAAAAUUCUAGAAUUGGUAUUUGUUAAUACUAAUUCACUCUAUAUUUCUACUGCCAUUUGAUAUGUAUCAGCACAUUCU
Messenger RNA from Abrus precatorius (Indian licorice), 545 nucleotides. RefSeq names its product stress-response A/B barrel domain-containing protein At5g22580-like. The record is from RefSeq and is a predicted model, not a curated record. The transcript is spliced from 2 exons. Lineage: Eukaryota; Viridiplantae; Streptophyta; Magnoliopsida; Fabales; Fabaceae. Bases 1 to 318 code for a protein of 105 amino acids.